AGAGUUCAGGUUUAAACUCAGAGUUUGUUAAACCUGCUUUCUGAAACAGGGCCCAGGAGCGACAAAACCAGGGCCUGUAGGACCUACCUUGUUGAUAGUGUUGUUCAGAAGGCAGAGCAGUGCUUUAUUAUGGACAGACUUCUCCCCAUUUUAGCUACUGUUGUAUCAAUAUGUUUUUACUAAUCCAUGGUUACGCCAAGCAGUUUAGUCACCUCAACUUGCUCAAUUUCAUUACGACUUGUCCCAAAUACAAUGUUUUUAGUUUUGGAAAUAUUUAGGACUAACUUAUUCCUUGCGACCCAUUCCCGAAACUAACUGCAGCUUUUUGUUAAGUGUUGCUGUAAUUUAAGUCCCUGUAGUGGCUGACGUGAUGAGUUAUCCGCGUAAUAUAGACAUACUGGCCUUACUCAAAGCCAGUGUGGAUCACAUUUAGCCACUUGUGCAACUUAUGUUGAAGACUUUAAACACAUUUUUUAUGAUAUUUUGCAUGGCUUAAUUCGUGUCGUAUGUCCCGAAUAUUUGCAAAUUAUUAUUAAUUGUAUAAAUGUUUAGAAAGUCUAAAUCGAUUUGUUCGACUGUCUCCUGAUUCGGUACUCCACUAUACAGCCUAAACUCGUCGACCUCGACACAUAACUGAGAUGUCCUGUGCUAACGUUAUCCAAGUCUUAGUUUAGCCAUUCCCUUUGUCUUCAAACUACAUGCAAUACUAGAUAGCUAGCUAUGUCUACAACCUCUAAAGUUGUACUGGGUGUUUCUGUGAUACUUACGGUGAGCACCGUUGCAGGAGUGCAUCUCAAGCAAAACUGGGAUCAAGAGAGACUUCAUGCGGGAGUACUUCGAGACAUUGAACGUUUGGAGAGGAAGAGAGAGAACCUGCGAGUGCUCGAGCAACAAAUAAGUCUGACCAAGGAGCUCAAGGCAGAGCGCGACAGGAGAGAAUCGGGGCAGCAGGGCUCCGACCAACCCCAGGAGUAGACUGUCUGAUUCCACCUGGUUAUGAUGGAAAGAGGUGUUGAGCAGGGGAGCCAAGUGGAAGAUGAGGCCAUGUGCACCUCUGCCUCGGAGGGGCUGGAGGAGGGUGAGGUGGAGGGCGAGACGCUGCUCAUCGUGGAGUCGGAAGACCAGGCCUCGGUGGACCUCUCGCACGACCAGAGCGGUGACUCGCUCAACAGCGAUCUGGGGGAGGAUGCCGAGGGUGGCUGGAAUGAAGACAUGGCCUUCUAUUGCGACAAGUGCCACAAGUGGAUCCCCAUCGCACAGCUGCACGGAGAGCAACCCAGCUACCUGAAAGGAGACAACUUCUUCAAGUUCACCUGCUAUGACUGUACAGAAGAUGUCAAGGAGACCUUUGAGAGGAUGAGACUCACCUGGCAACAGGUUGUUAUGUUGGCCAUGUAUAAUCUUUCAUUGGAGGGCAUGGGGCGUCAAGGCUACUUUAGAUGGAAGGAGGACAUCUGUGCCUUUAUUGGGAGACACUGGACCUUCCUACUGGGCACCAGAAAGAAGACUUCCACGUGGUGGAGCACGGUGGCGGGCUGUUUGUCGGUGGGGAGCCCUACGUUCUUUCGCUCAGGGGCCCAGGAGUUUGGCGAGCCAGGCUGGUGGAAGCUGGUGCAGAACCGUCCACCCACUCUGCGCCCAGAUGGGGACAAGUCCUCUGUGGCCUCCCUAAAGUCUAAAGCUGCCUCCAAGCCAACCCUGGAGCCCAUCAUCACAGUGGAAGGCUUACGGAAGCGCGCGGGCCGUAAUCCGGUGGAGUGUGCCAUGCAGCUGAAAGAAAAGCGCUCACGGACCCACGAGGCCAAGGACAUCCGGCGGGCGCAGAAGGAGGCGGCGGGGUACAUGGAUCGCAGCGCCUCCUCCACGCCUGUCAAGUUCAGCGGCCGUGGCGGUGGGAGGCGACCCGACUUUGUCCUGGAGAAAGGCGAGGUGGUGGACUUCUCCUCAAUGAGCUCCUCGGACCGAACGCCACUCACCAGCCCCUCGCCGUCACCCUCUCCAGACUUCUCUGCACCCGGCACCCCCGCCUCCCACUCAGCCACGCCCAGCCUGCUGUCGGAGGCUGACCUCAUCCCUGACGUCAUGCCACCAAUGGCACUCUUUCACGAUGACGAGGAGAUGAACGGCGAAGGCUUCAUCGAUCCCGGCAUUGAGUAUAUCCCCUCAUCCAGCAUGUCCCUGGGCACUGGCACCCUUGUCGUUCGCAAGAAGCUGCGACCAGGGGCGCACAUCAAGCAGGAAGCAGAGAGUGAUGAAGAGGGCCGGGACGAUGAAGACGACGAGAGAAGGGGGCACGGCAAAAGCCAAUCCAACGUGGCCAGGGGGGCGUGGGGUGGCGGGGAGAGGAGGAGGGGAGUCCUAACAGAGAAGGGGGAGGGUUUGCCUCCCUCAGAGCCCCGGUUUGCCCCCCUCAGCCUUUAUGAAGAGCGCUUGCUGCUGCGGCGCCUGGAGGCCUGUCCACAGGCGCUGGCAGUGACUGCGCAGGCCAAGCGGCUGCACAGGAAGCUACUGGUGAGGCAGGCCAAACGCCAGAGAGGGCUCCCCCUGUUGGACAUCGAUCAGGCGGUCAGUGCCACCCUCAGUCUGGUGGGAGGGGUGUACGGGGGACAGGGCCGCUACGAGGGCUCCGGCACGGGGAAGUACCGCACCACCAGCCAGGACCUCCGAAUCCUCGACCGCUUCCAGACAACGGUGUCCAGCAGAAGAGGGUACCACCAGCCCACAGUUUCCUUCUGGCACCGGAUCAUGGGCUUGGACGCCAGCGUAGACCAGGGCAUCAAAAGCCCGUACACCUCCCGCACUCUCAAACCCUUCAUAAGGAGGGACUACGAGAAUAAGCCUAUGAAGCUGAAGCUGUUGGCGGAGAUCCGUGCCUACCCACACAGAAAGGACCCCCUCUGGGACCCAGAUCCAGAGGCCCCCAUCGACUACUGUUACGUCCGGCCCAACCACAUCCCCUCCAUUAACUCCAUGUGCCACGACAUCUUCUGGCCAGGCGUGGAUCUCUCCGAGUGUCUCCAGUACCCAGACUUCAGCGUCGUGGUCCUUUAUAAGAAGGUGGUGAUCGGCUUUGGGUUCAUGGUGCCGGACGUGAAGUACAACGAGGCCUACAUCUCCUUCCUGCUGGUGCAUCCCGAGUGGAGGAGGGCUGGAAUCGCUACGUUCAUGAUCUACCAUCUCAUUCAGACCUGCAUGGGAAAAGAUGUCACUCUACAUGUCUCGGCCAGUAACCCCGCCAUGCUCCUAUACCAGAAGUUUGGCUUCAAGACUGAGGAGUACAUCUUGGACUUUUAUGACAAAUACUACCCGCUGGACAGCAAGGAGUGCCGACAUGCCUUCUUCCUGCGGCUACGGCGGUGAGACAGGAAACGGGACAGGCCAGUAUUCGGGCCAUAGAAAUAUAAUUACUAGAAUGGAAAUUAACGUUCCAUUCGUGAACUGGUAGCCAUAUUGAGUGUACUAGUCAAAUUGUCGUUGUCUGUUGUAGGGUUUGUAUUUCUAUACAGGCAACCAGUCAGAAGGAGGAAAAAAUACAUCUGGAAGUGCCUGUGCUAUUCAGUUUAGCCAUUGUAUGUUACACUGUUUCUUUGGUCAUUAUAUUUGUGAGAACCUAUGGUGAGCUAUUUUUGUUGAUCGACAGAAGAGACUGAAGGACGAUAUUUUAUUGUAAUUUUAUACACUCGCAUUUCUGAAUAAUUCGACAGCCCAAGUGGCAAUUAUAUAAAGAACAAAAUCACUCACA
Molecule: messenger RNA, 3742 nt
Organism: Oncorhynchus kisutch (coho salmon)
Lineage: Eukaryota; Metazoa; Chordata; Actinopteri; Salmoniformes; Salmonidae
Gene: kat14
Product: lysine acetyltransferase 14
Exons: 12
Coding region: 997-3360 (787 amino acids)
Molecular function (GO): histone acetyltransferase activity
Source: RefSeq, a predicted model, not a curated record